This is a messenger RNA of Zingiber officinale, 683 nucleotides long. RefSeq names its product 60S ribosomal protein L35-4-like. Gene Ontology annotation, biological process: translation; maturation of LSU-rRNA from tricistronic rRNA transcript (SSU-rRNA, 5.8S rRNA, LSU-rRNA). The record is from RefSeq and is a predicted model, not a curated record. Gene Ontology annotation, molecular function: structural constituent of ribosome; mRNA binding. Gene Ontology annotation, cellular component: cytosolic large ribosomal subunit; ribosome. Bases 78 to 449 code for a protein of 123 amino acids. NCBI's taxonomy places the organism in Eukaryota, Viridiplantae, Streptophyta, Magnoliopsida, Zingiberales, Zingiberaceae. The transcript has 4 exons.
CUGAUGAUGCACUAUAUUAGUCCUCGUGUCUUCGGGUUUUCUUGCGGCUGAGGACGAAGCGAGGGGGGAGGCUGGCGAUGGCGAGGAUUAAGGUCCAUGAGCUUCGCGGGAAGACGAAAACUGAGCUCCAGAAUCAGUUGAAGGAGCUGAAGAAUGAGCUUUCCCUCCUCCGCGUCGCUAAGGUGACCGGUGGUGCGCCCAACAAGCUCUCGAAGAUAAAGGUGGUGAGAUUGUCGAUCGCGCGUGUGCUGACUGUGAUCUCGCAGAAGCAGAAAUCUGCGCUGAGGGAGGCUUACAAGAAGAAGAAGCUCCUCCCGCUAGAUCUCCGCCCCAAGAAGACUCGUGCGAUUCGCCGCCGGCUUACCAAGCAUCAGGAGUCUUUGAAGACAGAACGUGAGAAGAAAAAGGCGAGGUACUUCCCCCUGAGGAAGUAUGCCAUCUUAACUUAGAUAUCAAUAUUGUGAUUCUUAAGCUUUGCCAGAUUUUGUUAUUUAUAUUGGAGUUCCAAUGUGAGCAAGAUUCAUUUGUUCAUCUUGUUAUGCCAUUAGAUUUGUUAUUCUGGAAUUGUUCAUCUGAUAAAUUCUAGAAAGUAAUUUGCCCCUUCUCUUCUGUAUAAACAGCAUUGAUCUAUUUAUGUUUCUACUUUUUCUUGUUAUCUAAUGAUAAGAAAGUUUGAUCUCUCA